CAGUCUAACCAGGUCUAGUGGUAUAGAGAACGGUCUAACCAGGUCUAGUGGUGUAGAGAACGGUCUAACCAGGUCUAGUGGUAUAGAGAACAGUCUAACCAGGUCUAGUGGUGUAGAGAACAGUCUAACCAGGUCUAGUGGUGUAGAGAACAGUCUAACCAGGUCUAGUGGUGUAGAGAACAGUCCUAGUCAAUACAACCAUAGCGUUCACAGCCACUCCUCAACCACAACCACAACCACCACGGUCACAACCACCACGGUCAGUGCUGUGCGGUCACCAUGGACGGUUGUGGUCUAACCCCGGUCUUGGACUAUACGGCUGAGAUGGAGCGAUACCGAUCUUUCGCUAACUUCUACGCUAAAACUAACGUGAACAUGAACGCUGUUAACAGCAUGAAUUUCCCUCAGUCGGCCAAGCUCGCCCGAAUCACUCCUCCCAUGUUCCCCGGCGGCAGGCUUGGCGUAGCGGGAGUGACGCCUUGGGGCUGCCAUGACAACGUCAACAUGAACAUCAAUGCAGCGGCGAUGCUGUGGGGGCGGAAACCUCCCGUACAUCAGGCCACACCCCUGGCUCCUCCCACAACGCACCCAUCGCCCUUGGCAACGCACAUGCAGCCCCACCCCCACCGGACCGGCGGUGAGGGGAAGCAGCACGGAGGACACGCCUCCUCCUCACAGGGACAGGAAACACAUCAUCACCAUGGGAAUAACAACUUCCUGUCAGGCUACACGACCACCGAUCACAUGACAAAACAAGGCCACACCCACCAGGACAUGCUCAGCCUAUCAGAUCGCAACAGCAGCUGCAAUGGAGGAGGAGGAGCCAACGGGGUCAACAUGCCCAACUUCCCCGCUGGAAUGUUGGGGUUACCACCCGGGGUCAUCGUCAUGGCGAUGGGGUCGCACAAUGGCGUCAACAUUCCAGACUCCUCCCACUUCCAGAUGGCGACCAACCACAACCAGAUGCUAUCGGACUGCCACCACGCCAACCAGACUAACUCCUCCCCCUGCCCCUCGACUUCCCCGGGGAUGACCUCUGGGGGUCAGGGGUCAGGAGCCUCCAAGAGGAAGAGGAAGCGGUGUGGAGUGUGUGCCCCCUGCAGGAGACUGAUUAACUGUGGGGUGUGUUCAGCCUGUAGAAACAGGAAGACAGGUCAUCAGAUCUGUAAGUUCAGGAAGUGUGACGAACUGAAGAAGAAGGCUGGGAGUAUACAGCUAGAGAGUCCUCCCUCGGUGCCCAGUGGAGAAGCUUUCAGAUGGUUCUUCUAGAGGUCGAACAACAACUCUUGAAAAGCUGAAGAUGUGAAAAGGAGAACUCCUGCUAGUCUUUACUAGUCUAUAACUAGUCUAUAACUAGUAACUUGUUUCAGUUCUUCACCUCGUGACUGGUUCCUCUCUCACCAUAGAAAUAGAGUCUUAUAGAACUGGCCCCCCCCCCCUUCCCCCCGUCAGUGAUGUCGUGAUGGGGCCUGAGAUUCUGUCUCUUAUACUCUCUACCUCCUUUCACAACAACAACAACAACAACAACAACAACGACACCACCACCAACAACAACAACAACAACAGCAACAACAACAACAACAACAACAACAACAACAGUGUUCUAAUUCUUCCUCAAUGUAGCCCAGUCAGUCCGAUGUGUUUUCAGGACAGUACAUCGCACUGCAGUGAGAGCAGAAACCUUUAGAACCCAGGAGGUUCCUCCUUCAUGUUCUGAUGUUUAACAACUACGAACCUGACUGUCACAGAACGUUUCCCGGGAAACAUGUAAGGUUGUGUGUUCAAACGGAGCCCUCUUCCCUGUAAAGUUUGAAUUUGGACAUAUAGUGUGUUAUACUUACGCUAUAUAGUGCGCUACUUUGAAUGUAGUGCAUUGUGGAGGGAAUAGGAUGCUGCCUGGGACCCUUUUCGUUGAAUUAAGCCCCUCCUCUCUAACUGCUUGGGAACCUUUUCGUCGAAUUAAGCCCCUCCUCUCUAACUGCUUGGGAACCCUUUUCACUGAAUAAGCCCCUCCUCUCUAACUGCUUGGGAACCUUUUCGUCGAAUUAAGCCCCUCCUCUCUAACUGCUUGGGAACCUUUUCGUCGAAUUAAGCCCCUCCUCUCUAACUGCUUGGGAACCCUUUUCACUGAAUAAGCCCCUCCUCUCUAACUGCCUGGGAGCCUUUUCACUGAAUAAGCCCCUCCUCUCUAACUGCCUGGGAGCCUUUUCACUGAAUAAGCCCCUCCUCUCUAACUGGCUGGGACCCUUUUCGUUGAAUUAAGCCCCUCCUCUCUAACUGCCUGGGACCCUUUUCACUGAAUAAGCCCCUCCUCUCUAACUGGCUGGGACCCUUUUCGUUGAAUUAAGCCCCUCCUCUCUAACUGCCUGUGACCCUUUUCACUGAAUAAGCCCCUCCUCUCUAACUGGCUGGGACCCUUUUUCACUGAAUUACGCCCCUCCUCUCUAACUGGCUGGGGCCCUUUUUCAUUGAAUAAGCCCCUCCUCUCUAACUGGUUGGGAUCCUUUCAUUGAACAAGCCCCUCCUCUCUAACUGGUUGGUUUCCUUUCAUUGAACAAGCCCCUCCUCUCUAACUGGUUGGGAUCCUUUCAUUGAACAAGACCCUCCUCUCUGACUGGUUGGGAUCCUUUCAUUGAACAAGCCCCUCCUCUCUAACUGGCUGGGACCCUUUUUCAUUGAACAAGCCCCUCCUCUCUAACUGGCUGGAACCCUUUUCAUUGAACAAGCCCCUCCUCUCUAACUGGCUGGGACCCUUUCAUUGAACAAGCCCCUCCUCUCUAACUGGCUGGGACCCUUUCAUUGAACAAGCCCCUCCUCUCUAACUGGCUGGGACCCUUUCAUUGAACAAGCCCCUCCUCUCUAACUGGCUGGGACCCUUUUCAUUGAACAAGUCCCUCCUCUCUAACUGGCUGGGACCCAUUCAUUGAACAAGACCCUCCUCUCUAACUGGCUGGAACCCUUUUCAUUGAACAAGCCCCUCCUCUCUAACUGGCUGGGACCCUUUCAUUGAACAAGCCCCUCCUCUCUAACUGGCUGGGACCCUUUCAUUGAACAAGCCCCUCCUCUCUAACUGGCUGGGACCCU
Molecule: messenger RNA, 3084 nt
Organism: Oncorhynchus nerka (sockeye salmon)
Lineage: Eukaryota; Metazoa; Chordata; Actinopteri; Salmoniformes; Salmonidae
Exons: 2
Coding region: 280-1269 (329 amino acids)
Cellular component (GO): nucleus
Molecular function (GO): zinc ion binding; methyl-CpG binding
Source: RefSeq, a predicted model, not a curated record